CUGAUGUUGACAACAAUGUUUUCCUAGAAACAAAACACAACAUUCUCAAACACAUAUUCUACAUCAAUUUACACCAUAGCAUAAGAAUAUCAACCCGUAGCAUGUACCACGAGAAGCAACAACGAGAGUUGUGCGCGUUGCAUGCGCUGAACAACCUAUUUCAAGACAAAUCGUCCUUCACCAAAUCACAGCUCGAUCAAAUCUGCCAAAAUCUCUCUCCAAAUGAGUACAUCAAUCCACACAGAUCCAUCCUGGGACUCGGGAACUAUGAUGUGAAUGUUAUCAUUGCUGCAUUACACAUGAAAGAUUGUGAAGCUAUUUGGUUCGACAAGCGAAAGGAUCCAUCGCGAAUCGAUACAUCGAAAAUAAUCGGGUUCAUACUGAACGUUCCAAGCAACUACAAGGUGGGGUUUGUGCGGCUGCCCAUUCAACGCCGACACUGGAUAGCUAUUCGACAAAUUAACAAAGAGUACUGGAACCUAGACUCCAAGCUGGAUGCUCCCCAAUGCCUAGGAGAUGAGUCGAACAUGCUACAGUACCUACGAGAGCAACUGCAAAGCAAUGAUAAAGAGCUUUUCGUCGUGUGCACAUGCGAGGUGGACAAAACGCAACAAUGGUUACUACCGGACAACGAACAGCGGUGAAGGAAAUACGGGAAAUAGAUUUGUACAUGGUUAAAACGCCUUGCUUAAUCUGAUUGCAUCCGUUUAGCUCCUGACAGUGAUGUUUGUCGUGUAAAGUAUUUAAAGAGGCCAAUGUAAGCUGGUUAUAACUUAUCUACUAUUAAAAUGUUUUUGGUUGGUGAGGAUUUCCCAGCACGAUA
Molecule: messenger RNA, 823 nt
Organism: Anopheles merus
Lineage: Eukaryota; Metazoa; Arthropoda; Insecta; Diptera; Culicidae
Gene: Josd
Product: josephin-like protein
Exons: 5
Coding region: 102-644 (180 amino acids)
Biological process (GO): protein deubiquitination
Molecular function (GO): cysteine-type deubiquitinase activity
Source: RefSeq, a predicted model, not a curated record